Molecule: messenger RNA, 626 nt
Organism: Cydia amplana
Lineage: Eukaryota; Metazoa; Arthropoda; Insecta; Lepidoptera; Tortricidae
Exons: 1
Coding region: 29-517 (162 amino acids)
Molecular function (GO): nucleic acid binding
Source: RefSeq, a predicted model, not a curated record
UUCAACUCGGGUAAAUAAACCACCCACAAUGCAUCAGAGAAAGGCAGACAUUCAAGAUUGGCUCACUACCAAUGGAAUUGAUUAUGAAACUUACAUGUCGAAGGAAGAGCUGAUGUGUCUGGUGGACAAAUACAAGCCCGACCCAAAAUAUGAGGUUGACGAAAUUUUAAAAGAAAAUGGUCAUGAAGUUCUACGGUUGCCCCCAUACCAUUGUGACCUUAACGCCAUUGAACAAAUAUGGAGUUUAGCUAAAAGGAAAGUUGGCAGCAUAAAUAUGGGUCUUACUGUAAAAGAAGUAGAAAAAGCGAUUUCAACGGAAUUUGGGACUGUAACUCCAGAGGACUGGAAAAAAUGCACUAAUCACGUACUGCACGUGGAACAAAAAUAUAUAGAAAGAGAUGGAAUUAUCACAACAUUAGAAUCAUUCAUUAUAAAUGUAACCAGUGACAGGGACUCAAGCAGUGAGUCUGAAGAGCCAGUUGAAUUUUUGGAAUCUGAUUUUGAUUAUGAUAGUUAGUUAUAGGUGGAAUAGUUCUAGAUUAGUUCAGUUCAGAGAAUGAUUAUCUAGUAACUUUUUAGAAAUUAAACGAUGGGAAAAACUGAAGUGUUGUUUCUUUUUGCAAACC